This is a messenger RNA of Vicia faba (fava bean), 288 nucleotides long. NCBI's taxonomy places the organism in Eukaryota, Viridiplantae, Streptophyta, Magnoliopsida, Fabales, Fabaceae. The record is from the annotation of a GenBank genome assembly.
AUGAGGAUUUGUGUGCUAGGUAUAAAAGGCUCGGCUAUGAAGAGGGGUUUGGUCCUAACAAAGUACCCUCCUUAUCAACAAAAAAAGAAGCCAAUGGAUACUUGUGCAGUUAUCAGUGCACUCAGUCAUGCUAAAAGGAAGAAAAGCUUUGUUAUAGUUACUUCCCCGACAUUAGUUGUGACUACUAUGUCAGCUAUAGCUCUUGAGGUGGAACAACUGAACACUGUAGUGGCCUACUUCUUUGUCCAUGAGCCUUCACCUUCUCUUUCUCCUAUCAAGAGGAUCUGA